This is a messenger RNA of Lytechinus pictus (painted urchin), 2684 nucleotides long. RefSeq lists its product as uncharacterized. The transcript is spliced from 7 exons. The record is from RefSeq and is a predicted model, not a curated record. Bases 555 to 2405 code for a protein of 616 amino acids. Lineage: Eukaryota; Metazoa; Echinodermata; Echinoidea; Temnopleuroida; Toxopneustidae.
CCACAACGCCUAGAGAUUCUGGGAAUUCCCAGCUGUCUAGUCUUACAUUCAGGCGCUUUUGGGUUUUGAGUUCUUACAAAAUUGAUUAAUUUCGCUUUGGAUCGUUUUAAGUUUUGCCCGACUUGCAAUUUACAGCUACAAGCUUAUACAGGUGGCUAAUUUAACCUGACAAGCCCAUAACAUCCAGUGAAGGUGGAGUGAGCUUUUGAUAGGACCCGGAUAGGACAACACUGUCUAACGUUAAAUCGCACCAACUGACGAAGCUACAUGUAUAUACGGAUAGCGUACUGGUAUUGAUAAAUGGUACGUGUAUGUUGCCAGGACGUGCACAAUAAUUUGCUCUCCAACAAAACACUGCUCUACGCGACUCCAAUUUGAGGUCAAGUGCACAACAUUGAUUGGGUUGUGGGGUUGUUCCUCGGCAGUAAAACCGGAAGUGUAUCAUUUUAGAUAUUAGUUCGUAUUUUGGUAAUUCUCUUGUAAUCGAUUCCAGUCCAUACAUCACCAGAUGAGCAUAUCGUUUCCUAGGUAUCUACUAACCAACUGGUUCAUCAAUGUCAGGAAUAGUACGAAGUUUUAAAAAGAGGUUAGGAAAACCAUCUACAAAACGCAGGAAAUUAGGAAAAGAUGAGGAAGAGUGGUGUGAUGCCCUGAAUAAUUUGUCAGUGGACAGCAGCAGCGACGACGAUGAUGAUGAUGUUUACUACGACGCACCGGUAGAACCGAUUGAUGUCUCAACAACGUUGAAGAGAAAACGAAAACACAAAAAACAGGCGGAAAAAAAGUCAAAUAAAAAACAAGCAACAAUGAAUUAUCAUUUCAAUACCCAAUCCGCAGGGAGAUUGAGACUGGGGUCCAAUAAUGGAACAUCUGAACAACCCCGGAACGCUCCUAGUCACUCGCGAGAAACCGGUUUUAAAUAUGAGAAGGAUGCAUCGGAUCCCCCCAUUGGCACUCAGACCAGAACAGGUAAUGUGUUUCGCUUUGUUGCUGGAGGACCGUCUAGCUCAACAACGUCAGAACGGGACACAACACGACCGUCUGCCCUGAACUCGGACCGGCCGCAAACCAUCGGCACCCGACCAUCAACCAUCGGAGCCCGACCACCAACCAUCGGCACCCGACCACCAACCAUCGGCACCCGACCACCAACUAUCGGAACCCGAUCAUCACCCAGCGCCUUCCGACUACAGUCAAAUAUUCCUGAAAUGGGUCAUCAGUAUAAAGACCCGGCUACGUUUAAACAUGGAUUUUGGAGUACUUCCUUCUUUAAGGGAAGGAAGGUGACAGUGACCCUGAUGACAUCCUCUGAGCCUUUCAUCAUAGAGGGGUUGAGGAUAAAGCUGAAAGCGUUACAGAGUAGUCGUCCCAACCUCAUUGAAGCCGUUAAGGUCUACCAGCUACCGUACAGUGGGCUAGAACACCACACCUUCAAGGAGGAUGUUGAUAUCAUGGUACUCUGUCAUUCAAUCGAAAACAGGAGAUUUUCCAUCACCAACGUGACUGACUCCCUCUACGACGAGUUCCUCGAAUACAGCAAUGAGAAAAUUGGAAAAGAUAGAAUCGUUGUCAUGGCUCACGACUUCGCACCAGAAGCGGAAGAGGUAAGGGCGGUUAAAAUGACUUCUUUCCGUCAUAGCCAAUACUCCACCUUCGAAAACGCAGGUCUGGUCAUGAUUUGUGGAAGGAUGGAUAAGAGAGAGCCUGAGAUUAGAGAUCAAGAUUGGGACAGCUUUGUGAAGUUCUUGGAGAAUGCCUCCAAGAAACCCCUUCCUUCCAAGUCUCCUGCAGCUCAAACAUCAGUUCAUAAAGAUGUCGCCCCCAACACCAAACAAACGUCUAAAUUAGAGGAGCGAAAAAUCAAGCCAUGUACAGUCUCUUCAAGUCGCUCCGUUAGGAUGCAAACGAGAUCAUCCAAGCCCGUCAUCUAUAUCUGUACAUCCUAUGGACUCCACAGUAUCAAAGGACUCAUUGAAAUGGUUCAGAAUUCGCUGAAACAACGUUACUCUUCUUGUGAGAUCAAGGAGACGGAGCUGCCUUACAGUAGAUUAGACGACUUUAAGUUUCCUUCAGAGGCAAGCAAAAGAGAUGCCAUGAUUCUCUGCCAUUCGGUGAAUAACAGAGGUUUCUCCAUCACCGAUGUUCCCAACUCACUCUACAACGUUUUUCUAAAGUACUGCAAUGAGCUUUUUGGUAAGGAUCGCGUGGCUGUGAUCGUACACGACUUCGAUUGGAGUCAGGAAAUUCUGAAAAUCAAUCUCCAGCAAUUCGAACGAACGCAGCCGACUGCUUAUGAAUUGGCGGGCUUCGUCGCUCUUGCGGGAGAUCUCAACAUAUCCGAUGCCAAACUCUGCUACUAUCCAGAAAGUCUUGGCCUAGAUUCUUUUGUCAGAAAAUUACGCUGAAUGCGAUUUGAUAUUGAAUGAAUUGUAUAUGGACAUUCUUCACCACAAAGGGCAACUGUUAGUUUAAGAGUGGUGAAUUUGCGAGAGUGAAAACCCUGUCAAACCCUUGGAAUGAUAGUCAGUUCAUUGCUUUUGUUUUGUUUCGUGCGUUACCGCUUAUGGCGCGCCGUUUGACCAAUAAUUCAGAUAAACACUGUUUAUCGCCGAUAAACAGUGUUUAUCGCCGAAAAACACUGUUUAUCGAGCGAUAAACACUGUUUAUCAAGCGAUAAACACUGU